Molecule: messenger RNA, 2451 nt
Organism: Salvia miltiorrhiza (redroot sage)
Lineage: Eukaryota; Viridiplantae; Streptophyta; Magnoliopsida; Lamiales; Lamiaceae
Product: cell division control protein 48 homolog C-like
Exons: 10
Coding region: 56-2155 (699 amino acids)
Biological process (GO): ribosome biogenesis
Cellular component (GO): nucleus
Molecular function (GO): ATP binding; preribosome binding; ATP hydrolysis activity
Source: RefSeq, a predicted model, not a curated record
GUAGGUUUGCAUCAAAACAACAUUCCCGCUUAUUACUGGAAAACGACAACCGACCAUGGCAACAGCUCUCCUGCCGUGGGAAGAACGAGCUCUGCGCAGCCACCUCGAGUGUGUUUCUGCCGGCAAAAAAAACCUCAGCCACGACCAACUGGUGGACCUACUCCUCUUCGCCCUCCCGCAUACCUACUCCCGCCUCAACCGCAACCUCCUAACCCAACGCGUCGCCAAAAUCAUUCCGCUUCCAUGCAGGAGACAAGACGCCAUUGACGAGCCUACUCCGGUCUCAAAUAAACGGCCAAAAAUAGGCGAUCCUCGGACUGUGAACAGCCAGAAUGAGGUCUCUGCCUAUUCAUCGGCAGAAGUCGAUUCGUCGGGUUCCGGCGGUAGGAUUAAUCGGAGUGAUGAAUUAGGCGAUGGGUGGAGGGGAGUGAGUGAGAAGCAUAAUCGGCCGAUGUUUAGGGAUUUCUGGGGAAUGAGUAGUGUGAUUCACGAAUUGCAGAGGAAGGUGGUUGCCCCACUGCAUCAAUUCAAGUUACUGCGCCACCUCGGAGUCGAACCUGCGACCCGAAUUCUGUUGCACGGGCCACCGAGGUGUGGGAAAACCACGUUGGCCCGAGCCGUUGCCAAUGAGGCCGGAUUGCAGUUGUUCGAACUAUCUGCUGCUCGAUUUGUGUCUGGAGUUUCAGGUGCAGCAGAAGAAACUAUCAGAAAAUUGUUCUCCACAGCAUACAUGAAAGCACCAUCUAUUGUGUUCAUUGAUGAUAUUGAUGCGAUAUCUUCCAUAACAGAAAGUUUGCACAAGGAAAUAGAGCAUCGUUUAGUGAAUGAGUUGAUGGUUUGCAUGGAUGAACCAUGUGGGCUCAUCAAACCUGUAGAUUGUGAUGCUGAUGGUAAAUCUGGCUAUGUGCUGGUGAUUGGAGCAACCAAUAGGCCUGAUGCUCUUGACACUGCCUUAAGGCGGCUGUUUGAUCAUGAAAUCGCUUUAGGUGCUCCAAACCGGCUUGACAUACUAUCAGCUCUAACACGUAAUCUUAAGCUUGAAGUUGGCUUUGAUCCUGCAAAAUUAGCUAGGUGCACUAUUGGUUUUGUAGCCCAAGAUUUGGUAGCUCUAGCAAAAAAGGCUGGUAUGAUUGCUGUAGAUAGAAUCACGGGAAAGAGAAUAUCGAAGUAUUACAAAGAACACAAGGUUGGAGUUCAGCUUGAAGAUUGUUACAUGCAACCGUUUUAUGAUGAAGAAUUGGAGAAUCUCAGCAUAACCAUGGAAGAUUUUUUGGAAGCUGCAAAGAUGGUUUGGCCUUCUUCUAGAUUAGAAGGUUUUUCCACCACACCAAAUGCAAAUUGGGAUGAUGUCGGAGGCCUUCGAUUAUUGAAAUUGGAAUUUGAACGUCAUAUAGUUAAGCGUAUAAAGUUCCCUGAAGUUUAUGAGGAUCUUAGGGUGCACACUCCGACCACCUUUUUCCUUUUCGGUUCUUUUGGCUGUGGAAAGACAUUGAUUGUUGAGGCUUUGGCUAAUGAAGCAGGAGCUAAUUUCCUGCAUAUCAAGGGCCCUAGACUGUCAAAAUAUGGUGAUCAGAUUGAGUUGGUGGUGCAUAUAAUAUUCAAUUAUGCAAGGGCUCACUGUCCAUGCAUACUUUUCUUUGAUGAGUUGGAGGCAAUAAUCCCAGGUGGUGCUGAAGGGCGAUUGCGGGACUUUGUAAAGCUAGUAAUAAAGUUGAACAGAGACCAGAAUCUUGGUAUUUACGUAAUUGUUGCAACAAAUAGGCCAGAAGUUGUGAUUCAUUUAGCGCUCCCCUGCAUUGAAAUUUUUGAUAAGAUUCUGCAUGUUCCUCUCCCUAGCCCAGUAGAACGAGGAGCAAUAUUGAAAGCUCUUGCUCGAAACAAGCCGAUAGAUGCCCAUGUGGACCUGAUGGCCCUAGGAAAAGAUGUUGCUUUUGAAAAUUUCAGUGGCGCUGAUCUAUCUGCUUUGAUGAUGGAAGCUGUUAAGGCCGCGAUUGAUCGACAAACAUUGUUGGGUGGAGGUUGCAGAGUACCAUUGACCAUCAAAUACGCAGAUUUUAACCGAGCGCUGGAAAAAGUCUCCCCCUCUGUCUCACCCAUGGAAGUGAAGAAGUGGGAGCAUGUCCCUGCGAAAUGUGAAGCUGAUUUGGAAUGGUAAUGAAUGUGAAGAAGACUGUUGUUGGUGGCAGUGGUGUGAUGGAGUGGUGAUCAGUAUAUCAAUAUGAAAGAGUAAGACUCGUAGAUAUAUGCUACGGUAAUUUAUUAAUGUGAAUAUAUAUGCCUGCCUACAUGCAUAGAUGUAUGUGAGUUUCGUUGCAUCUUUUUAUACUCCGUUUUAGUAACGCCACAAUAGAAUCUUAGUUGGCAAGUUAAACAAACCUCCAAUUUGCUUAAACUCGUCCUCUUUUCGAUGCGAUUUCAGUCGUCAUUAUAAUAGUUUUGGUAUUUUCAGUU